CAAUAGAUUUUGGGAUUUGGGGCAAAAUAGUUGAGUCGGUCAGGCAUCAAACAUUUUCAAGAAAUUUAUAAAAGGAAGAAAAAAACCUAAAAGUUGAAGAAGAGAAACAUUAUACACCUUUCCCCCCUCCCCUCUAUCUCUCUCGCACAAGUGGUUUUCCAAAUUGGUGCACCGAUUCGCAUUCUUCAGCAAUGUUUAGGGUUUCAGAGAUUCGUUGAAGACGAUAAUGGUCGAUUCAGCUGGGUAUUCUGUUUAUUGUAUGGGUAGAGAAUGCCGGAGCUGCGCAGUGGAGUACGCCGAGGCCGUGCUCCGGUAGUAGACCAGCGGCCAGGGAAGAAAUCGGCGCAAUUGGUUGGGAAUUACGUCAAGACUCGUGCGGCCAAAGCAAGAGAAGCAAAAGCUGCGGAAGCAAAAGCAUCUGGAGAGGAGGCGUUGCCGCAGCGGCGGACGCGAUUGGAGGCGGCAGCAGCAGCGAAGAAGAAGAAUCGGAAAGAAGAACCGGUGAUUGUGAUUUCUGAGGAUAAGAAGGUUGAAGAAGGAGAUAAAGGAGGGUUUUUGGCAAAAAGCGGAAAAGGUGAGGUUAGGAAGAAGCGUACGAUGGGGGAUGAUAGUGGUGGAUUGAGUGCUAAUAAGAUCACUGGACAGGAAGAAGAAGGGAACACAGCCCCUUUCCCUGAGAAGGUUCAAGUAGGAGGUUCACCACUUUAUAAGAUUGAGAGGAAGCUAGGUAAAGGUGGAUUUGGUCAGGUGUUUGUGGGUCGUUGUAUUUCGGGUGGAAAUGAUCGCGCGACUGGUCCUGGUGCAGUGGAGGUAGCUCUGAAAUUUGAGCACAGAACUAGCAAAGGCUGUAACUAUGGUCCCCCAUAUGAGUGGCAGGUGUACAACACACUUGGUGGCAGUCAUGGAGUGCCUAGAGUACACUUCAAAGGAAAGCAAGGAGACUAUUAUGUUAUGGUUAUGGACAUGCUAGGACCUAGCUUAUGGGAUGUAUGGAAUUCUUCAGGACAGUCGAUGUCCUCUGAAAUGGUAGCUUGUAUUGCAGUUGAAUCUUUGUCAAUCCUGGAGAAGAUGCACUCCAGGGGUUAUGUGCAUGGAGAUAUAAAGCCAGAAAACUUUUUACUUGGCCAGCCAUCUACAGCCCAAGAGAAAAAGUUGUUUCUUGUUGACCUGGGAUUAGCGACGAAGUGGAGAGACAGCAGCAAUGGGCAUGUUGAAUAUGAUCAACGUCCUGAUAUGUUCAGAGGAACUGUUCGAUAUGCUAGCGUGCAUGCUCAUUUGGGAAGAACUGCCAGUAGAAGAGAUGAUCUGGAAUCUCUUGCAUAUACGCUAAUUUUUCUUCACCGAGGCAGGCUACCAUGGCAAGGGUAUCAGGGUGAUAAUAAAUCAUUCUUAGUUUGCAAGAAAAAGAUGGCAACAUCUCCUGAAACAAUGUGCUGCUUCUGCCCUGCACCUCUUAGACAAUUUCUUGAGGUUGUGGUGAACAUGAAAUUUGAUGAAGAGCCCAACUAUUCCAAGCUAAUAUCACUGUUUGAGGGUCUGAUUGGACAAAAUCCUGCUAUUAGGCCUAUAAAUACUGAUGGUGCUCAAAAGAUUAUUUGUCAAGUUGGCCAAAAACGUGGUAGAUUGAAUAUUGAAGAGGAAGAUAAUGGGCUGCCUAAGAAAAAGGUUCGGCUAGGAGUUCCUGCUACGCAGUGGAUUUCAGUUUACAAUGCCAGGCUACCCAUGAAACAGAGGUACCAUUAUAAUGUGGCAGAAGCAAGAUUAGGACAACAUGUGGAGAAAGGUAAUGCAGACGGUCUACUUAUUAGUUGUGUGGCAUCUUGUUCCAACUUAUGGGCACUUAUUAUGGAUGCCGGAACUAAUUUCACAAGCCAAGUUUAUGAGCUGUCACCUUUCUUCUUACACAAGGAAUGGAUCAUGGAGCAAUGGGAAAAGAAUUUUUACAUCACAUCCAUUGCUGGUGCCACCAAUGGAAGCUCUCUUGUGGUGAUGUCCAAAGGCACCCCAUACACGCAACAAUCUUAUAAGGUGAGUGAAUCUUUCCCCUUCAAGUGGAUAAACAAGAAGUGGAGAGAAGGUUUUCAUGUGACCUCCAUGGCAACUGCUGGUAGCCGAUGGGGUGUUGUCAUGUCUCGCAAUGCUGGCUUUAGUGAUCAGGUCGUGGAACUUGAUUUUCUUUAUCCAAGCGAGGGCAUACAUAAACGUUGGGAUAGUGGUUAUCGAAUUACAUCAACUGCUGCUACUCUGGAUCAAGCUGCUCUAAUCCUGAGUGUACCCAGGCGCAGACCUGGCGAUGAAACUCAGGAGACUUUACGUACGUCUCAGUUUCCAAGCACACAUGUUAAGGAGAAAUGGGCAAAGAAUCUCUAUCUUGCUUGUGUGUGUUAUGGACGAACUGUAUCUUGAUUCCCGUGUAAAUGGAAGAUGGAUGUCCUUGUCAAGAGAAGCCUGGAGUUUGAGUUUGUUGUUUCAUCUUUUGUUGCCUUAUAUUAUUAUUUAAAAUUGAUGGUAAGAGUUGAGGUGUAUCAGCAGAAAUGGUGCUUACAUGUAUUCAUAGUUGAUCCAAGGAUAUGUAUAUUUGGCUCUUCCUCAGCUCGUGCAUAUUGGCAUUUAAUUGAAUACGACUUUGUUGUUGCAAUUGUAAUUACUGUUGGUGGUGGCAAACAUGACUCGCAUUUGCCGUGAAAGAUCACAAGAGUAAUGUUGCAUAUGAAGUAAGGUUUUGAUUUUA
This is a messenger RNA of Cornus florida, 2731 nucleotides long. Its product is annotated as casein kinase 1-like protein HD16. Gene Ontology annotation, molecular function: protein serine/threonine kinase activity; ATP binding. The transcript has 17 exons. The coding region runs from base 271 to 2406 and encodes 711 amino acids. Gene Ontology annotation, biological process: peptidyl-serine phosphorylation; endocytosis; signal transduction. The record is from RefSeq and is a predicted model, not a curated record. Gene Ontology annotation, cellular component: nucleus; cytoplasm. Lineage: Eukaryota; Viridiplantae; Streptophyta; Magnoliopsida; Cornales; Cornaceae.